UUGGAUCUGCAGCUGAAACACUUUUGUUUGAGCUCCUGUCUGAGAAGCAACAGCGCAAACCUGGACUAUUUACAACCGCUAAAUAAGCUGCAUCGUCCCUAAAACAAGCGACUGAACCAAACGAGGAGGAAUAAUAAAACAGGAUCACAGUGCAGCCGCUGCAGAGUUUGUUUUCGGGGGAUAAAGGAGACAGCCAUGCCCGUACCGAGGGGAAAGAAAGCCACAGUCUCUGCUGGGAGCAAGAUAACAUUACCCAAGCUAAAUGCAACAACGACUGAGAACCAGGAGGAAGGUCCGCAGGUGAAGAGGUCCUCCUCCCCUCCUCACGGGGCACCCAAGAAGAGGACUGCUUUUAUCGACAUCACUAAUGCUAGUGGUCCGUGUCUGUCAUGUUGCCGACCCAACGGUGACGUCAGCUUCAGGAACGCUCAUAAGGUUCAGAUCAGCCUUCCGGGGAGGAAGAAGGAAUCUGGGAAGAAGCAGUUGAAGAAAACGAGCUCCACCUCGGCUUCAACGAAGAAUCAUGCCAAUCUGAAAAAGUCUUCGUCUGUGAGCUCAGAAGGGACGCCUGCUGAGAAAGAAGAAUGUGACGUACAGGAGGAAAAGGAAGAGGAGGUGCAGAAGAACGUAGUAGCUCCCAUAGAAGAGUGGGUGGCUGCUACGCCCCCUGCUGCCCGAGAAGUGCCAGCACACCUUCAGAAACAAGCGAUCCCAGAGGAGUUUGACAUCGACUCUGGGAACUCGGAGGACUGUUACAUGUGUCCGGAGUAUGCAAAGGACAUCUUCGACUACCUCAAAAAGAGAGAGGAAAAAUUUGUCCUCUGUAACUACAUGCCCCAGCAGCCCAGCCUCAACCCCGAGAUGAGGGCCAUCCUGAUUGACUGGCUGGUUGAAGUACAGGAGAACUUUGAGCUGUACCACGAGACCCUGUACCUGGCCGUGAAAAUGACGGACCACUACCUGUCCAAGACUCCAGUGGACAAGGAGCUGCUGCAGCUCGUUGGCUCCACCGCCAUGCUCAUAGCCUCCAAAUUUGAGGAGCGCAGUCCGCCUUGUGUCGACGACUUUCUUUAUAUUUGCGAUGACGCGUACAAGAGGGAGGAGCUCAUCUCCACAGAGGCCACCAUCCUGCAGACGCUGUCCUUCGACAUCAACAUCCCCAUCCCCUAUCGGUUCCUCAGACGUUAUGCCAAGUGUGUGAGUGCCGGCAUGGACACGCUGACUCUAGCCCGGUACUAUUGCGAGAUGAGUCUCAUGGAGAUGGAGCUAGUGACGGAGAGAGGCUCGCUGCUGGCCUCAGCCUGCCUGCUGAUGGCGUUGGUCACCAAAGACCUGGGAGGAUGGUCUCCCAUCCUGCAGUUCCACUCCGGCUAUGAGACGUCAGAUUUGGCGCCCGUUGUCAGGAAGCUCUACAUGAUGCUUUCAGCCCCCGCAGACGAUAAACUCAGAGCCAUCAGAAACAAAUACUCGCACAAGGUGUUUUUUGAGGUUGCGUCCCUGCCGUUGGUCAACAUUGACAUUUUGGAGAAAGCUUUGUCCCAGUGAGAUGUCACCUCAAAACCCCAAAAAUGUCAUCUUGCCAGUUUGUAUAUAAUUUGUUAAUAUGUUAAAUAUUUAUACACAUAGUCUAGUCUUGUCUUUUUAUAUAAUAUUGGAAAUAAAUCUUUAAUGCCAGUUUGUGAAGGAAAAGAGUUUUAAUGUGGGCAAGUUUGCCAGUUUGUUUUCUAGCGUUGGUACACUUUUUUUGGCAUUCAUUUUAUUACUUUUAUCAGAUAAAAAGAGAAAUCUGAAUUUAUUAGUAAUUUGUAAGCCUUGUCUGUGUGUGUGCGUACGUUUUUAAGUUAAUGGGUGAGAUGGAGAAGUUGUCAAAUGCUUACUUUUACUGAUAAAUUAUGCACUGGCCCUCAAGUUAUAGGUUUUCAUAUAUCGCUGAAGUUGGCUGGGAUGCCUGUUUGUAUUUUCAAACAUUGUACAGUGUUUAUCAUGUUAAUAUCACCAUCCUAAAUAUUUGUAUAAAAGACGACCGGAUGAUACUGUGCUAUUUUUAAAUAGCUGUCAUGCGUACUCUUAAAAUAAAGAUGUUUUUUAUUUGUUUGAUAAAA
Micropterus salmoides (largemouth bass) is the source of this 2102-nucleotide messenger RNA. It is a transcript of the gene ccnb3, whose product is annotated as cyclin B3. The transcript has 13 exons. Gene Ontology annotation, molecular function: cyclin-dependent protein serine/threonine kinase regulator activity. Bases 196 to 1545 code for a protein of 449 amino acids. Gene Ontology annotation, biological process: mitotic cell cycle phase transition; regulation of cyclin-dependent protein serine/threonine kinase activity. The record is from RefSeq and is a predicted model, not a curated record. Gene Ontology annotation, cellular component: cytoplasm; nucleus; cyclin-dependent protein kinase holoenzyme complex. Lineage: Eukaryota; Metazoa; Chordata; Actinopteri; Centrarchiformes; Centrarchidae.